Triticum turgidum subsp. durum (durum wheat) is the source of this 1941-nucleotide messenger RNA. The record is from the annotation of a GenBank genome assembly. Lineage: Eukaryota; Viridiplantae; Streptophyta; Magnoliopsida; Poales; Poaceae.
AUGCAGCCACGGCCCCUGGCGGCGGUGGCGGUGGCCUCCGCGCCUUUCCCGCCGUCAUGGGCGCACCAGGUCCGCGAGGCGGCGACCCAGGGGGACUUCCACCACGCCAUCGCACUCUUCCUCCGGAUGCGCGCCGCCGACGCCCCCGCCGCGCCCCGCUCCGCCGUCCCGGCGUCCCUCCCGGCCGCGCUCAAGUGCUGCUCCGCCCUCGGCCUCCCCGCCCUCGGCGCGUCCCUCCACGCGCUCGCGCUCCGCUCCGGCGCCUUCGCCGACCGCUUCACCGCCAACGCGCUCCUCAACCUCUACUGCAAGCUCCCUGCAGCGCCGUGCCGCUCCCCCGGGACGGAAGACGCGGCAGGGGAGUCGUUGGAGAGCAUGCGGAAGGUGUUCGACGAAAUGACCGAGAAGGACCCCGUGUCCUGGAACACGCUGGUGUUCGGGUGUGCGGAGAAGGGGAGGCACCAAGAGGCUCUGGUAGUGCUCAGGGAGAUGUGGAUAGAUGGGUGCAAGCCAAACUCGUUUACCUUGUCGAGUGUGCUGCCGAUCUUCGCCAAGUGCUCCGACGCCAGGAGGGGAAUGGAAGUCCAUGGCUUUGCAACCAGGAACGGUUUUGUUGAUGAUGUGUUCGUUGGCAGCAGCUUGAUCGAUAUGUACGCAAACUGCACUCAAACGGAUUACUCGGUCAAGGUGUUCGACAGUCUCCCGUGCCGCGAUGCUAUCCUGUGGAACUCAAUGCUUGCGGGGUGUGCACAGAAUGGGUCUGUGGAGGAGGCUCUUCGAAUAUUUCGCCGCAUGCUGCAUUCUGGAGUUAGACCUCUGCCUCGUACUUUCUCGAGCCUCAUACCUGCCUGUGGAAAUGUUGCUUCGUUGCUUCUCGGCAAGCAGCUGCAUGCGUACGUCAUCUUUGGAGGGUUUGACGGUAAUAUGUUCAUAUCUAGCUCCCUGAUUGACAUGUAUUGCAAAUGUGGAAACGUGAGCAUAGCUCGUCACAUCUUUGAUCGAAUGCAGUCACCUGAUACUGUAUCCUGGACUGCAAUGAUCAUGGGACAUGCUUUACAUGGUCCAGCAAGAGAGGCUCUGUUGUUGUUUGACAGGAUGGAGUUGGGAAAUGUGAAGCCUAAUCAUAUCACGUUUAUAGCCGUUUUAACUGCGUGCAGUCAUGCUGGAUUGGUGGACGAGGGCCGGAAGUAUUUCAACAGAAUGUCGGACCAUCACGGCAUUGUUCCCUCUCUUGAGCAUUAUGGAGCACUUGCAGAUAUUCUUGGCCGUGCAGGGGAGUUGGAAGAAGCCUACAAUUUCAUCUCUAAGAUGCAAAUAAAACCAACCGCAAGUGUCUGGUCCACGUUGUUAAGGGCUUGCAAGGUCCACAAAAAUACCGUGUUAGCUGAAAAAGUUGCCAAGAAAAUAUUUGAGCUUGAACCUAGGAGCAUGGGAUCUCAUGUAAUUUUAUCGAACACGUAUUCGUGUUCUGGGAGAUGGAAUGAAGCAGCACACCUGAGGCGAUCUAUGAGAAAGAAGGGCAUGAAGAAGGAACCAGCUUGCAGUUGGAUUGAAUUGAAGAACAAACGGCAUGUUUUUGUAGCUCAUGAUAAGUCCCAUCCUUGGUAUGAAAGGAUUAUUGGUGCACUUAAUAUUUUCUCAGAGCAGAUGACACGUCAAGGUUAUGUUCCCAAUACAGAGGAUGUUUUCCAGGAUCUUGAAGAAGAGCAGAAGAGCCAUGUGUUAUGUGGUCACAGUGAAAAACUUGCUAUGGUAUUUGGUAUUUUGAAUACACCUCCUGGAACAACAGUUCGUGUGAUGAAAAAUCUUCGAAUUUGUGUUGACUGCCACACGGUAACAAAAUUUCUUUCAAAGAUAGCUCAGAGGGAGAUUGUUAUGCGUGAUGCAAACCGUUUCCACCAUUUUAAGGAUGGAACCUGUUCUUGCGGUGACUUUUGGUGA